Acomys russatus (golden spiny mouse) is the source of this 1863-nucleotide messenger RNA. RefSeq names its product NOBOX oogenesis homeobox (gene Nobox). The transcript is spliced from 9 exons. Gene Ontology annotation, molecular function: RNA polymerase II cis-regulatory region sequence-specific DNA binding; DNA-binding transcription factor activity, RNA polymerase II-specific. The record is from RefSeq and is a predicted model, not a curated record. The coding region runs from base 1 to 1587 and encodes 528 amino acids. Gene Ontology annotation, biological process: regulation of transcription by RNA polymerase II. NCBI's taxonomy places the organism in Eukaryota, Metazoa, Chordata, Mammalia, Rodentia, Muridae.
AUGGAACCCACGGAGAAGCUCUGCAGGAAAAUACGGGGCCAGGAAGCUGGUGUCAAGCCCAGGACUGCUGAACAGGAGACAGAGGGACCAUUGCAGGACUCUGCCCCACCUAUUGAUGAUGACCAAAGCAAGCAGUCCGGACUCCCCAGAGCUGGCUCAGGAAAGAGGCCGCUGUCAAAGACCUCUGGGGAGUUGACAGACACUGACACGUGCAGAAUGUACAAAGACCUAGUGCCAGCCUCAGAUAGUCCCCAACCCCCAGAAGAAGUUUCCUUUCCUUUCCCAGAAAAGAAGGUCAAGAAAGUGAAGCCAUCUAUUUCUGCAGUCCCUGGUAAGCCCACAGAGUGGGAAAGUAUGAGUCAAGAGGAGGACCUGAAGAAAAAAUCUCUAGAAGUGACCUGUCCAUUUCGGAAAAAGACUCGAACCCUGUACCGCUCAGACCAGCUGGAGGACCUGGAGCGGAUAUUCCAGGAAGACCACUAUCCUGACAGUGACAAGCGUCAUGAGAUUGCCCAGAUGGUGGGGGUCACCCCCCAACGCAUCAUGGUGUGGUUUCAGAACCGCAGGGCAAAGUGGCGAAAAGUGGAGAAACUGAGCGAGAAGGAAAAUAAGAACGGUCCUGCAGUCCCCAGUGUAGACAGCAGCCAGUGCAGAUCCAUGCCUGAGCUCCUAGCUCCUAUGCCUACAGACCUAGAACCUGGCCCUGUUCCUCCAGAGCAUAUUCUGGAUGCCUUUUCUGAUCCCCCCAAGCUGCUGAAUUCUGACCAGAUUCUGACACCCUCUGAGCACAGUGAGGGUUCUCAGAGGGUAGCAAUGACUCCACCACUCCUCAGCCCCCCACCUAUUCGGAGGAGCAACCUUCCUCUCCCUCUCGGUCCUAUCCAAACUCCUCAAGUGAAUCCUCCACUGUGGGAUGCUCCCGGGAGUGACAGCACAUACAAGGACAUCCCAUAUGGGCCAUGGGGUACCAGUGUCACCUCACCACCCACCUACUCAAAUUUGGAAGACCUGGGGCCUCAGGAUUACCAAGCAAACAGCCAGUUGAGUUCAUUCCGGUUCUCCCAGGCUCCAGAGACCCCUCCUUUCACACCCCUUCAGCCCCAGUUUCCAUAUCUGCCCCCCUUUCCUUUCCCUGUUCCAAGCUCGCUGACAUUUCUACCACCGGAAGACUCUCUUUUUUCCUUUCCUUUUGGCCUCGGUGGGGACUUCUCACAGGAUUAUUGCUCAGGACCCCCACCAGGACAGUUCUUGCUACAGCCACCUGCUGGAAAUAUGGGUCCAGGACCCUGGAAUGGCCAUUGUUUACCAGAACCUCCCUUCCCUCAUCCACUCUGCCCACAGGCUCUGGGGCACCCCCUAGAGUCAGAGGGCUACUUUCCUGACCUGCUUCUGGCUCCAAGUGCUCAGAUUAUGAGCAAGCAGCCUUCCUUAGUCCUCAAUGGGCUUCUUGAAGGCACUAGACCAGAGUCAGGGUCCUCACUAAGCAAAGGGCCAGAGGAGCAGACAACCUUUUCCCUUGAGCAGCCCAUACCAGGGGAGAUCAGAGACAACAAUGAGAAUAGCCAUGCCACUGGGGCCAAAGAGUGAAGAGAAAACGGGCUGGCAGGGGAAGAACAGGAUUGAGGCACUCAUGCAAAAAGCAAGACUAAAAGAUUUGAAAGGCUGUGGCCUGGCCUGGAAUGGGGGCCCAAGGUCUUUGUAGCCCGGGCUUAGAAAAGGAAGGGAGCUAGCACCACAUUUUCCCCUUUUACCCCUUAGGAGUUCUGAAGAGAGAAGGACCAUGUUACUCCAAAUGUUACAUCAGUUUAUUUCCUUCCUAGCCACUUGAGUUGGUGUCCACUGUGUGCAAUAAAACAGCAACUA